Megalopta genalis is the source of this 3000-nucleotide messenger RNA. RefSeq names its product Synaptosomal-associated protein 25kDa (gene Snap25). Lineage: Eukaryota; Metazoa; Arthropoda; Insecta; Hymenoptera; Halictidae. Gene Ontology annotation, biological process: synaptic vesicle priming; synaptic vesicle fusion to presynaptic active zone membrane; exocytosis. Gene Ontology annotation, cellular component: SNARE complex; plasma membrane. Gene Ontology annotation, molecular function: syntaxin binding; SNAP receptor activity. The record is from RefSeq and is a predicted model, not a curated record.
CAGUGUACUCGGUGCUCACUGCUCGUCGCUCGUUGUCGCCUGGUGUCAGUCGGCUGACUAGCUAUUCGAAACUCGCAGGGAAAACUUCGACUGCACGGUCGAGUGCACGGUUCUUCACCGGUUUUUCCACAUUCGCUACGUCAGUGAUCGGAGUGACAGUUCUCGUUUUCACGUUGGUCGUUCGCAUCGACUGAAAUCUUUGACCGGCGCGGCGGGGGCACCCGUUGAACGGAACCGUAUCGACGAGUCACGAAGCUUCGAGUGCCCGGGAGCCAGCCCAGCUGCCUUGGGUAGACGCACCGAGAUCCAAGAGAGGAGAAGUUCCCGGCUGAAGUUCUCCGAAGGCUCCGAAGGCGGCCGACAAGAUGCCUGCACCGACCACACCAGCAGGACCGGCGGAGGGCGGGCCGCCACGCACCGAAUUGCAGGAAUUGCAGCUGAAGGCAGAUCAAACGACAGAUGAGUCCCUGGAGAGUACGAGGCGUAUGCUGGCGCUAUGCGAGGAGAGCAAGGAGGCUGGCAUCCGUACUCUGGUCGCGCUCGAUGACCAGGGAGAGCAACUGGACAGAAUCGAGGAGGGCAUGGACCAGAUCAACACCGACAUGCGCGAGGCCGAGAAAAAUCUCACCGGAAUGGAAAAGUGCUGCGGUCUCUGCGUUCUUCCAUGCAACAAGAGCGCCAGUUUCAAGGAGGACGAGGGCACAUGGAAGGGGAACGACGACGGCAAGGUGGUCAACAACCAGCCCCAGCGGGUGAUGGAUGAUCGGAACGGAUUAGGUCCUCAGAGUGGCUAUAUCGGCAAGAUCACGAACGACGCCCGUGAGUCGGAGAUGGAGGAGAACAUGGGUCAGGUGAACACGAUGAUCGGUAAUCUGAGGAACAUGGCGAUCGAUAUGGGCAGCGAGCUGGAGAAUCAGAACCGGCAGAUCGACAGGAUCAAUCGCAAGGGCGAAUCGAACGAGACGAGGAUAAAGGUGGCCAACGAGCGAGCCCAUCAGCUACUCAAGUAAGGCCACUCUCGACCACCCGCACCCCGUCGGCCACCAACAGCACCAAUUAUACCAUCAUCACUAUCACCACCAUCACUACCACCACCACCACAACCACAACCACAACCACAACCACAACCACAACCACCACCACUAUCACAUCGAACAACAACAGAAACAACAGCUACUACUACUACUACUACUACAACAACAACAACAACAACAAUAACUACUACUACAACCGAAACAAGAACAAGAGUCGUGUCGGGGUCAACGAUAAAAGAAACAGCUUCGUCGACCGCCACCGACACGAUCGGUUACUCUCGAUCGCUCGUCCCCGAACAUCAUUUUCUCCUGCCGUUUAUGGUUACUAGACUGCGGCUCUUUGUGCAGCCAGGUUUGCGUCUACGAAACGCGAUAACUCGAACCGCGAGCAACCGUUCGAUUCUAAUCCGGAAAGUCGCGAAAAUUCAUCGAGCGUAUCGUCGUCGUUUCGAAACGACGAACACGGGCGAGAAAAAUCGGCGCCGAAAACAAUGUGAACCGCCGUUAAAGAUCCGCAGGCUGAUUAAGAAUCGAUCCGCGUGGACCGCUCGCUGCGGCCGGCAAACGUUUACGAAAGCAGAGUACAAAGCUCCGUGCGAACGCGACACCGCAAAUUCGCAUAAAAGGAUUCGCAGUGUGGUCACCUUAGACCGCGGCUAUUUAUGCAAUAAACAUAACCUACGAAACGAUAAAAAAGUACGAAGUUAGUUACAGUUUAGCUAGCGAUAUUCUCUACUUCGGUGUUAACGUAUCUUGAAAAUAAAGUUGAACUUUCUAAUCAAUCUUCUUUCGCAUAAAGAUCCGCAGUCGAAUUAUUCGCGGCGCCGGUAGGUCGUUCUCGACUAAAAUGGCGAAACGUCCGAUCACCGAUCGCUGUUCUUUAAGCGGUUAGCUGUCGCGCGAGAAUCGAGCGACGACGAGUAUACUCGUCGAACGCGAUGCGAGCGCCGCUGUUCAAACAUUGGAUCGAACAGACGGUUUUAUUUCAUGAAAUUAACAAUUUUAUUACCGAUAUUUACUUGUUCGCCGACGUUAACGUAUACCGUACACGUAAUAAACGAAAAACCCAGGGAUAAUCGAAUACUUGUACAAGUUAAAAAUUCAAAUUGUUGCUGCAGAGAGAGAGAGAGAAAGAGAGAGAGAGAGAGAGAGAGAGAGUGGUACGCAUGUCGAACACCGAUGCCGUGAUUCUUUUCUAAUUUUAUUUUAUUUAACUUCGCGCAGGAUCGGCCUCGAAAUAUUCCGAGCAUCUUGAAAUUUCGCAAUAUGUUUUUGCUUUCCUUAAAAUUACAAUUUAAAUAGCCGAUGGUCGCUGCUUCUUACGCGCGACGAGUAUACUCGUCGAACACAGCUAACCGGUUAAUCCCGCCUGUAUCGCGGCGCAGCCGACGAACCUUUCGUUGCGUCUGAUUUUCACGGAGACCGUUUCGUUCGGACCCUCGACAUUUUCGUUCUCCAACCCCCCUCGCGACGGUCGCGCGCGACUCGCGAGACUCGCGAGUGUUCCGUUCCCCCACCACCGGCGCGCCGGAGGCGCUCGCGUCGCCUUCGCCGCGUCGCCCGUCUCUCCCCGAACACUGUCUUUAACCCUUAAGAGGACAAGUUUCGCCUCCUAGUAUUGCCUAGUUGCUAAACCUUCAACGAGAGAAUAUAUCUUGCGUGGAAACCGAUGCCAAGCCCAUCGUUCCCUACGACUCUUACGUACACGUAUAAAAGAGACGGUCGCCAAGUCAAUUUCGCGCGUGCGAGCGAGCGAGGCGGGCCCGCGCCUCCUCUCAGCGAGCCGAGCGACUGAACAAAGGAGGAGGGAUAUAUAGUUCUAUUGUAAACAGUUUCGCCUAUAACGUGCACGUUUAUCCAAGUUCUUCCUCUCGCGAUUAGCCUUAUCAACGAUUCGACUCGAGAAACGUUUUUAAUCUUGAACAAAUAAACGACGAAAACAGCCAAAAAAAAAAAGAAAUAAUAA